Molecule: messenger RNA, 1869 nt
Organism: Scheffersomyces coipomensis
Lineage: Eukaryota; Fungi; Ascomycota; Pichiomycetes; Serinales; Debaryomycetaceae
Product: DUF2264 domain-containing protein
Exons: 1
Coding region: 1-1869 (622 amino acids)
Source: RefSeq, a predicted model, not a curated record
AUGACCAGCAACCUAGACAAUUUUAAUCCAUGUUCAAGAAACUUAUUCGAAACGAAAGAUGAUGUUAGACGCGCUUUCGUGGACACCUUCGAACCAUUGGUUCCAGCAUUUUCAGAAGGUUGUGCUGGUGUGAACUUGGAGGAGAGUGGUGGACAUUUUCCAACCACAGCAGCUCACUUCGAAGGGUUUGCAAGAGCAUUGUUGGGAGCCGUCCCAUUUGCUGCGGGUGGUGGAGACUUCAAACAUUGGGAGUUAUUUAGAAAAGGGUUGACUAAUGGUACAGACCACAAUCAUGAAGAAUAUUGGGGAGAUAUCGAAGAUUGCGACCAAAAAUUGGUUGAAUUGGCUGGUGUUGGAUACGCCUUAGCAUUUGUACCAGAGCAUGUUUGGGAACCAUUGCUGAAAGAAGCUAAGAAAAAUCUUAGUGAAUACCUUCUCACGGCCAGGAGCCGUCACUUUCGUCGUUGUAACUGGAAGUUUUUCAGAGUCAUGAUUGAUUUGGGAUUGGAUAAAAUUGGAGUCAAGUUUGAUCACCAAAUGACACACGAUUAUUUGGAUGAAGUAGAUACUAUGUACAUAAGGGAUGGUUGGUAUGGUGAUGGUGAUAUAGCAAGUGUCGAUUAUUACAACCCCUAUGCAUUGCAUUUAUUUGGAUUGAUUUAUUCUAAAGUAAGAAAAGAUAGAGAACCAGAAAGGUGUAAAAGGUUGAAAGAUAGAGCUGUUCAAUUCGCCAAGCAAUACCUUCAUUUUUUUGCAGAUGAUGGUGGAGCCCUUCCGUAUGGUAGAUCAAUGACAUACAGGUAUGCUAUCAUUGCUUUUUGGGGUGCCUUGGCAUUUGCAUUAGAAGAGGGUGAACAGCCAGCUAUUCCUUGGGGAGUUAUGAAGGGAGUAUACUUAAGAAACUUAAGGUGGUGGUCUAAGAAACCAAUCUCGAGAUUUAGAACAAACAUUCUUUCAGUAGGGUAUGCAUAUCCUAAUCAGUUCUUGUCUGAAUCCUACAAUUCACCUCAAUCACCAUAUUGGGCAUUUAAAGCAUUUACUGCUUUAAUGAUCCCAGACAACCAUCCAUUUUGGACGUCAAAAGAAGAACCGUUGGUGUUAGAAGAUACUCAGAUGAAAAUUCCUGGUAUCCUCUUUUCACAUAACAAGUUAAACACAGUAGCAUUAAUUAGUGGGCCAUAUAAAACUUUCAACUUAAGAAAUCAAGCUGAAAAAUACAACAAGUUUGCUUAUAGUACUAGGUACGGUUUCAGUGUUGAAAACAAUGCAAGAGGAUUUGACUUUGCUACUCUUGAUAAUAUGAUUGGUUUCAGUUUUUCAGGUCGUGAUUUCUACGUCAGACAGAACAAUAAGUCUUGGAUAUUCGAUGGUGGAUUAUAUUCUGAGUGGACCCCAGUAACUGGAAUUGAUGUCAAAACGUGGAUUUUACAGAAGGGCAAAUACCACAUAAGAGUCCACCAUAUUGAAAACAAGACUCCAUAUGAUGUAGACUCACUUGAAGGAGGUUUCGCAGUACCUUCGAUGAUCGCCAAGGGUAUCAAGACUACUGAACAGAGCGGAUCCCCUGUUUUAGGAGAAGUGACGACUAACGAGGAUACUAGUUUAAUAGUAAACUUGUUGGGAUCUAGAAAAGCAAGAGUUACUGAGCCAGAUCCAAACACCAAUUUCAUGUCAUCGAAAGUAAUUGUACCCCAAUUGAGGGCAUCAGUUGCUGCCGGUUCUAGCACCAAGCUUGCCAGUGCCAUAUAUGCUCAGCUGAAGUCUAUUCCCUUUGAAAAGGAGGAAUGGUUGAAAAACUUGAGCAUUCCAAGCAACGAUGAGUUAAAGGAACUUUCUUCCAAGGCAGAAAGAGUGGUUUGCAAUGAAUAG